Molecule: messenger RNA, 1223 nt
Organism: Gekko japonicus
Lineage: Eukaryota; Metazoa; Chordata; Lepidosauria; Squamata; Gekkonidae
Product: interleukin-27 receptor subunit alpha-like
Exons: 9
Biological process (GO): cytokine-mediated signaling pathway
Cellular component (GO): external side of plasma membrane
Molecular function (GO): protein binding; cytokine receptor activity
Source: RefSeq, a predicted model, not a curated record
GUCUAGCCCUCAUUAGUCAGUGUCAGGAGGGGGGCACGGAGGCUCUUUUGGACACAUCCUCUCUGAGAAUUCGGGGUCCACCCCCCACUGAUUCUUGAUGCAAGAGGCGCCUGGUACCAUGAAACGCCGAUGGAAGGCAAUUUGGCUGCUAGUUCUGGCAUUAAAGGCCUUCGGGCUGAAAGAAGGAGAUCCAGUGGUCUCCGUGGGCUUGCGGUGCUUGUGUCUGUUACCCAGCUGGGUGAUGAACUGCAGCUGGUCUGCGCCCGAUGUCAACGCCACCUACGUCCUCGUCUACCGGAGCCUUAGACUCCACCCUGAUGAGAUCCGCAAUGCAACGGGGCGACCGGGACAGAACUGGAUAGCCGUGGCCAGAAGCAACCUGACACUGGGAGAUGACUACAGCGCAUGGCUGGAGGUUCUCCAUGCACCUGGGGUGGAAGCGUCCGAAAAGUUAAACUUCAGCCUGGACGACAUAGGGAAACCCCCUGCUCCUGAGCUGGACCCUGUGGCGGUGAGUUCCUCUGGUGCUAUGGUGAGAUGGAAGAACCCGUCCUGGUCAGAAGAGUUAACGCAUCACUCCGUGGUCUGUCAGCUUCGGUACAAGGCCUCCAAAGAUGCCGUGUGGACCCAGCUGGAGGUGGACCACGUCUCCCAAGAGGGCCACGAGCUCGAAGACCUGGAGCCCUUCACUUGGUACGAGGUGGAGGCCCGUUGCGUCUUGGAAGACGGACAAGGCUUCUGGAGUGAAUGGAGCUCUCCCCAAACCUUCAGAACCCCCGAGGCCGCUCCGUUGGGCCAGGUAGACGUAUGGCGGGAAGUUCACCAUUCAGAGAAUUCGGGACGAACAUGCCAUCUUCUGUGGAAGGCUCUCGAUCGAGAAGCGGCCAGAGGGGACAUCCUGAACUACACCGUGGUCUUCUGGGACCGCCAUCUCCCCGGCCCUCGGGAGGUACGGGUACGGACUGCGCAGAGCCUGGGUCUCAGUGUGACUUGGACGUUCAGCCCCAGCCCUGGGGGGGUCCAACCUGAGCAGUUUGUGGUGGAGUGGAGAGAAGAGAUUUCCGGGGAGUUGUUGGGUUGGAUCCCCCAACCUGUGGAGAGCAGAAGCACCCUCCUGAGAGGUGGCUUCAGACCCAAGGAGCCCUACCUGGUGUCCGUUUAUGCGGCCUAUGCUCAAGGAAGCAGCUCCUCGGUGCCUGUUCGAGCCUACGUCCAGGAAGGAG